AUGGGCAAGUGCCUGCUGCUCGUUCCGCUGUCCAUCUUUGGCGAGUUCGACGGCAUCGUCCCCCUAUCUUCAUACGCAGAGGACUUCUUCUCCGAAGACUUUGUGACCGGCGACGCGAUUGACGAGUUCUGGCCGGGCGACUUUGGGGACGCCCCUGACGUGGAUAUCGACUCGGACGAGUACACAAUGCCAUACGUAGAGAUCGCGGCCGCGAUUGAGGAUGACAAAGACACGAGAUGGAAGGAUCCGAUUGUGCCCAUCGGCUUGAAGCGCGAGGAGCCAUCGAGACUUCCUGUGCCUAAGGAACUGGUAGGAGAAUUCAGACGUACGGAGGCCUCAGGUGAGACCACUGCGGAUAUUCAAGCCACCUAUCACCAGCUCAACAAGCGUAACACUGUCGCGGCCAUUCUGAGGGCCAUUUUGGCCUUCGUCGGGCGUUUUGCAUCUGCUACCAGGACCGUGGUCGGGAGAUUCGCGACCAUCGGUCAGCGGACGAGUGCUCGUCUCAAGGACUUGGCCGCAAGGGGCGGUGCCCGUCUUGCGAAAAGUGGCGGCAAGAAGACGCUCGAUGAGAUGAAGAACGCGGCUCGCACGAUUUCCAAGAACAAAAACUGGAAGAAUUGUCUGAAUGGAGUCAAGCCGUCGAGAACGGCGGCAUGA
Molecule: messenger RNA, 660 nt
Organism: Colletotrichum aenigma
Lineage: Eukaryota; Fungi; Ascomycota; Sordariomycetes; Glomerellales; Glomerellaceae
Exons: 2
Coding region: 1-660 (219 amino acids)
Source: RefSeq, a predicted model, not a curated record